UGUGACCUUAGUGAUAGCCAGCUUGACCUUUCCCCCUGGAUUUGGACAGUUCAUGGCUGGAGAGCUGAUGCCCAGAGAAUGCAUCAACUCCCUGUUCGACAACUUCACCUGGACCAAAAUCUGGGGCUCCCCCCCUCCCCCCGGCCUGGGGCGCUCCUCUGCCUGGCUGCACCCCGACGUCAGCGUCUUCGUCAUCCUCCUCCUCUUCUUCGUCAUGAAGUUUUGGAUGUCUGCUGUUUCGACAACGAUGCCCAUCCCUUCUGGAGCCUUCAUGCCUGUCUUCUUACUCGGAGCCUCUUUCGGCCGACUCGUGGGGGAGAUCAUGGCUGCCCUCUUCCCCGAUGGGAUUCUGUUUGAUGGAAUCUUGUACCGCAUCAUCCCAGGAGGUUACGCAGUCAUUGGAGCGGCAGCACUGACCGGGGCGGUGACCCACACGGUGUCCACGGCGGUGAUCUGCUUCGAGCUGACGGGCCAGAUCUCCCACAUCCUGCCCAUGAUGGUGGCAGUGAUCCUGGCCAACAUGGUGGCCCAGGGCCUGCAGCCCUCGCUCUACGACUCCAUCAUCCAGAUCAAGAAACUGCCUUACCUCCCUGAGCUGGGCUUUGGACACAUCAGCCAGUAUAACAUCUUUGUGGAGGACAUCAUGGUUAGGAAAGUGAAGUUUCUCUCAUUACAGUCCACCUACAGGGAGUUGAUACACCUCCUGGAUUCCACUUCUCUCAAAACGAUACCACUGGUGGAUUCAACAGACUCUAUGAUCCUUUUGGGCUCCGUCGAGCGGUCAGAGCUCCACGCUCUCUGUGAUUGGUGGCUCUCUGCAGAGAGGCGGAUCCUCAGGCAGGAACAGCGUUUACAGGAACAGAACCAGUAUGCCAAAGACAGCUGGGAAUCCUUUGCCUUUGUGGAUGAAGAUGAUGAGGAGAGUGGAGAUAAGAGUACCCCAGUUCAGGAAGAGAGCAAUGGCCCCCUGCCAUCUCCUAAACCACAGGAGCCCUUGUCCAAUCACACAGCUCCUGAAAAUGGCCCUCUUCAGUCUGUUAGGAGAACUCUACGGAAUAUCUUCACCUCUCGAGACAGACAGGCAGAGGGACAGUCACAGGAGCCUUGCGCCAACCCUCUCCUGUCCGAUACGAUGACACCAGAAGAGCUGGUGCAGAUCAAAGAAUGGGAGGAGGCUGAGAUGGACAAGCCAAUGGAAAUUGAUCAGAUCCGAAUAGAUCCCUCCCCUUUCCAGCUAGUGGAGAGGACAUCAUUACACAAGACCCACACUCUCUUCUCAUUACUGGGCCUGAGUCAUGCCUAUGUCACCAGUAUCGGAAAACUGGUGGGUGUUGUGGCUCUUAAAGAGCUGCAAAAGGCCAUCGAGGGCUCCACCCGUAGCGGGGUCCGGCUACGUCCCCCUCUGGCCAGCUUCCGCAACACCAGCCAAAAGUCAUCCAAACCCCAGGCAACCUCAGCCCCCUCCUCCCUGACCACCCCCUCCUUCCCUCUCUCCCAGGCUCCCAUCUUCCCCCAUGCCACUGCCCCGCCACCUCCCCCGACACAGGAGGAGAUGGAUGUGUGGAUCGAGGGCACGAGGCGGGAGGUGGCGGAGGUGAACAGCAGUAGUAGUAGCAGCAGCGGAACGGGGAGCAGCAGUAGCAACAGUAGCCCCUCACUACCCCACUCCUUGCCCCUCUCCAUCCCCCUCACCUCGCCCCUCUCCAUGCCCCUCACCAUUGCCCUCUCCAUCCCCCUCGCCGCCUUCUCCUCUCCCCUCACCGCCCUCCGGCCUGUCGCAAAGCAGCAAGUGGAGGAGGAGAGUGAUGAUGAGCAGCCCAUCUAGCCUUAUAGACGAGUGAUGUUUUUUUAUAACGUUUUUUUUAUGGUGUGAAUUUCUCUUUUAGUCUUUCUCUAUCCCUCCAUUUUCUCUCUCUCCCUAUUGCCCUUUCCCUCUUUCGCUCUCUCGCUGUUCCUUCUCGCACCCUCUUUCUUCACUCGAUGAAUGAUGUCUGUGAAUCCACGAGGAGAAAUCAUCUGGGCUCGAUAGUAGUACUUGACUUUUUAAGAUUAGAAUUGGUGUCAUUGGUUUUAAACAGGAGACAAUGGCUACCAGUGGUGCUCCAAGAGCUAAAAAAUCAACAAGGCCCCAAAACGACCUUUACUAAACCCAUCCUCACCUUGGGAGGGAGUUUUAUGAUCACCAUGCUGGGCUGAUAGAUGACAGUGUUAAAUCAGACUGACGACAGCCAACUCAGAUGUAAUGAUGCUAGAGGUUUUCUACUUAAUGAUGCCAUGACUCCAGCUGAACAACUGCCAUCCCCCUCUGUAAUUUAGAUGAAUCGCUCACUUGAUGAUAACGCAAAACAAACAUACUGAUGACAUUAUUAUGAAACUUGGUGACUUUUACGUUGGUGACUUUUCCUACCUCCCAAAAAAAGCCGGGUUGUGUUCAUUAGGCACCAGAUGGAGGAAAACGGACUGAAACAGGGGGGGCUACCUCGACCUUGGCCAAUAAGAAAGGCUCAUUUUCGUUUUACGUUGCGAAAUGUUGUAAAACGUUACCCUUUGCAUGCCCUAAUAAACAAAACCCUAAUGUUCUUCUGACACAAAUCAAAUCAAAUUGUAUUGUUCACAUACACAUAUUUAGCAGAUGGUAUUGCGGGUGUAGCGAAAUGC
Messenger RNA from Salvelinus namaycush (lake trout), 2658 nucleotides. RefSeq names its product chloride channel protein 1-like. The record is from RefSeq and is a predicted model, not a curated record. Bases 53 to 1825 code for a protein of 590 amino acids. Gene Ontology annotation, molecular function: voltage-gated chloride channel activity. NCBI's taxonomy places the organism in Eukaryota, Metazoa, Chordata, Actinopteri, Salmoniformes, Salmonidae. The transcript has 13 exons. Gene Ontology annotation, cellular component: membrane. Gene Ontology annotation, biological process: transmembrane transport; chloride transport.